Messenger RNA from Aegilops tauschii subsp. strangulata, 556 nucleotides. RefSeq lists its product as uncharacterized. The record is from RefSeq and is a predicted model, not a curated record. Lineage: Eukaryota; Viridiplantae; Streptophyta; Magnoliopsida; Poales; Poaceae.
ACUACCAUUGCACAUUUUGCAACGGAGCUAAGCGUAGCUAGAGCAAGAGAGAUUUGCGCGAUGGGGAGCGGGAAGAAGAGGGCGGCGCUUGCGUCCCUGUUCGGGUUCAAGAACAAGAGACAGGAGGAGGAGGAAGAGGCCACGGCGGCGAGGCGGCAGCAGCAGCAUGUGGCGGCAGCGCCGCAGCAGAGGUACCAGCAUCACAGGGUGCGGCCGAGCGACGACGACGACUACGCCCGGCACUGGUACGCCGAACGCGACAUCGACCGGAAGGCCUCCGAGUUCAUCGACAAGGUCCACCGCCGGAUGCUCGCCAACGAGCAGGACGGAUAGUAUAGCCACUGGCCGGGUGGUCUAUCUCGUCGAUCUUUGCUGCUAGCUAGAUCGUGCAUGCAGGCUGUGUGCACAUGCAUGGUUGCUUGCUUGUGUGUGUGUGUGUGUGAGAUUAAUUUCUUUGUUUUGAUUGGGUAUCAGUUACUUUGUUGUUUCCAUGUGGCCGAAUGUGUAUGUGUAAUUAGACCAUGAUGACGUGUACAUGUUGCCGUGUCCGAUGAUA